AUGUGCAGCGAUCUUGUCGCUUGUAGAGAUUUCGAGCCGAUGUUCAUUGGAUCAAUCAAAGUUGUUACCGUGGAUCUUAAGAGCCCACGCCUUUUUGCUGAGAGAGAGUUCACCACUCUCCACUUCCAUACUUUGACGGUAACUGACGUUGUCAGUCGCUUCUAUGGAAAGAGAAUGACAGCAGUUUUCAUCGGAGAUGCGGACGACGAUGUGCACAUGUUCCAAAUGAACGGACAAUGUUUCCUCCAUGCCGUGGCCAAUGGCCAGCACAUCUUUGCUGAAAUAAUGGAGCAAUCUGUCAGAGGCCAGAUGGCAGCGUUGGAAAAUAUUCAGGCUCAUGUCAACCGCCAAUAA
Molecule: messenger RNA, 354 nt
Organism: Caenorhabditis remanei
Lineage: Eukaryota; Metazoa; Nematoda; Chromadorea; Rhabditida; Rhabditidae
Exons: 3
Coding region: 1-354 (117 amino acids)
Source: RefSeq, a predicted model, not a curated record